AUGACAAGUGAACGGGUGGAGCUGCAAGUAACCCGGCUACAGUUAGAAGAAGCGAUAGCGCAGUGUGAACGCCAGGCUGAGAAGCUUGCGAAGCUAGAAGCCGAAGCUGGAGGCGGCGAAGGCUUGGAAAGCGAACAUAUGCGGGAAUUCAAUGAUUUGUGCAGUAGAAUUCGCGACAUUGAGGUCCGUCAGUCUCGUCUGUGCUGCGACUCUGACGCAGAUUCACAAAAAAUCGAGAAAAGGAAGUUUGAACGUGAGAGAAAUGAAGCAAAUGCAAAAAAAGAAGCUAAUGGAGAAACCGAAACACGACUCAACAAUUUGUUUGAAAUGGAGCAAAAAAGAGUCACUGACCUUGAAAAGGAACGUAGUGGAUUGUUACGCGAAAUUGAGCAUCUGAAGUUGGCAAAUGCAGAACUGAGUAGUGAACUGGAUGCUUUUAAGCAGCACGGCAAUGAUAAAAGAAACGGAUCGCCCGAUGUCAAAAGAAAGGUAAGCGAAUUAAUGGCCGAGAAUGCCCGUUUGGCGGGUGAACUGUUAAGGGAACAGAGUGGACUGAGCGAAAGGGACAGCGAUCAAAAGCAGGAAGUUAAAAAGCUUUUGGAGGAACGCGAAGCAGUUUGGAAAAGCAGGGAGCAGUCGUUACGACAGGAACAGGAUCAGGCUCUAAUGAAGCAGAAGCAAGAAUUCGAACAUCGCUUAAAACAGCACGAUGAAAAAUGGAUGGUGAAAUCUCGCGAGCAGUUCAGUGAUCUAGAAGAAACUGUAAGCAGACUGACUAUCGAAAAUAAGAAGCUGACUGGCGAAAAUGAUAAAUUGGGCGCUGUAGUAAAGGAAAUGCAAGGAAUAAGGGAACGUGAUGAAAGGAUUCAAGUGGAAAUGCUGGGGGCGCAGAAGAAGCUUCAAAAAAUAGAGGAAAGCAACAGGCAGCUGUCGGAGAAGCUGAAAGAGACUGAAGAAAAGCUAAACGAAUCGGAAGCAAAUUUAUUAAGGUUUAAGAUUUCUGAACUAGAAACCCAUUUAUCGUAUCAUUCACGUGCUUUCGGGGAUGAAAACUACACGCUGAGUGGUUAAAU
Molecule: messenger RNA, 1073 nt
Organism: Gongylonema pulchrum
Lineage: Eukaryota; Metazoa; Nematoda; Chromadorea; Rhabditida; Gongylonematidae
Source: the annotation of a GenBank genome assembly